Messenger RNA from Adelges cooleyi (spruce gall adelgid), 2012 nucleotides. RefSeq names its product proton-coupled folate transporter-like. Gene Ontology annotation, cellular component: membrane. The record is from RefSeq and is a predicted model, not a curated record. Gene Ontology annotation, molecular function: transmembrane transporter activity. Bases 253 to 1839 code for a protein of 528 amino acids. Gene Ontology annotation, biological process: transmembrane transport. Lineage: Eukaryota; Metazoa; Arthropoda; Insecta; Hemiptera; Adelgidae. The transcript is spliced from 8 exons.
UCGUAUAACCAGUUUAACGCAAAUCUUCUUCAUAAUAUGUAAAGGAGAAGUUCGAUAUCAGAGUCACAGAUGUCUCAAUGCAGUAACUCGUAGUGUUACCUACUAACUUUUGAUAAUGAACACAACGGUUUUGAGAAAAAAAAUGUCAACAAUGCUCGUUUUGCAAAAAUGUUGUAAUUAUACGUACUACUAGAAAAAAAGAGAAAUUCAUGAAAAUUUCAGCUUUCGUCAUCCCGGAGACGACCAGAGCCCAUGGAUACUAUGGCCAAUGCCGAGUCGUCCGAAAAACAGCAAACCGAAUGGAACGACAUGAGCUUGUUGUGCAGGGCCAAAUAUAUGGUCGGCAAAACGACUGUGGAACUGUUGCUAGGCCUGUACAUAGUGUCCACGAUUCUUUUAACGUUCUCCGCGCUAAACUUGAACCUUCAAAAAGCGUGUCGGGUGAAUUUAAAAUUGGACAACGACACUUGCUCGGCAAUGGAAAGCCGUUCGUCGGCAGCAAACGGCACGUCCAAAGGCGAAAUACUAGCCCAACAGCUUGUUUCCGACAUGCUCGUGUGGAAAUCCAUCGUACAGAAUUGUAUACCAUGCGUGCUGGUCAUAUACAUCGGGUCGUGGAGUGACCGGAACCGCAGGCGGAAGCCCUGCUUGAUAGUGCCGAUAGUCGGUCAGUUUUUCGCCUCGGUAGGCGUUCUAGCCUGUUACUAUUAUUUCGAUCAAUUGCCCAUGGAAGUCACCGGUGUCGUUGAAUCCAUAUUCACCGCAUUCACGGGAGGCGCGAUUACGUUAACCUUGGCUGUGUUCAGCUAUAUUGGCGACAUCUCCACGGUUGAAACUAGAACUUUGAGGAUUGGUAUGGUAAAUGUGUUCACGUCACUGGGGGGGCCAAUUGGUGCAUCUUUUGCUGGUUAUAUGUUGCCAAGAAUUGGAAUUCCAGGUGUAUUAAUAACUUCAUCUAUAUUAAUGAUAUUAACGGCCAUAUAUGGAUUACAAUUUAUCAAGGAACCCUAUAUCGCUUCACCCGUGGAAACGGACAAAUCAAAACACUAUAAAAAAUAUUCAUUAGGCCAUAGCGUAAAGGAUUUCUUUAACGUACAGCACAUGAAAGAUGCGAUUCGGGUGACAUUCAAUGAGGGGCCGUAUCAUAGGAGAACAAGGAUUAUUUUGCUCCUGAUAAUGACAAUGUUUGUCAUGGGCCCGACACAAGGAGAAAUGGCUAUAAUGUAUAUGUAUACCCGUGUCCAGUUUAAUUGGAAAGAGGAACAAUUUAGUUGGUUUCUUACAUACUCAAUGAUAACCAAUGUUGUAGGCACUACUAUAUCAGUUAGUUUGUUCUGUCAAUAUUUGAAAAUCGACGAUGCUGUAGUCGGGGCAAUGGCGUGUAUGAGUAAAAUAUUAGGUGGACUGAUUUACACGUUUGCCAAGACCGAUUGGGUGUUUUAUUUAGGACCCAUAAUGGAAAUGAUGAGUGCCACGGGUAUCGUGGCUUUAAGGUCCAUCGUGACAAAGCUGGUUUUGCCUACCGAACUAGGUCAAAUCACCGCUGUGUUUGGUGUUUGUGAAACACUCGUUCCAGUGAUCUAUAAUCCUAUGUACAGUGCUAUCUAUAGAAAUACUCUAAACACCAUGCCGGGCUUGUGUUUCCUGGUUGGAUCAUCAUUACUUUUGGUGGCUAUGUUUUUUUUCUUAUGGAUUUAUACGGCGCACAAAAAAGAAAAACUCGUAAACCGAUUAGUCAAAGUAACUAACGAAAAUGUUGAUAAGAAACCUGAAAACGAUACAGACCGAUUUGGAUCAUACUCCAAGCUGCCAUCCACUGACCUAAUAGUUUCCAAUUGAUGUAAAAUAUAAUAUUAAAGAGUUUUAUAUGUCCUUACAAUUUUAUUAUUUAUUUUUUAAUAUCGACUAUCUUAAUAUUUAAUUUAAAUAUUUUUAGUACCUCGGUUUAUAUUAGCUAAGACAUACUUUUAUAAAUGGAAUGUGAUAAUAUGAUAAUAUAGACUUUCAUGUGA